Messenger RNA from Fimicolochytrium jonesii, 1399 nucleotides. Its product is annotated as S-adenosyl-L-methionine-dependent methyltransferase. The transcript is spliced from 4 exons. The record is from RefSeq and is a predicted model, not a curated record. Bases 1 to 1077 code for a protein of 358 amino acids. Lineage: Eukaryota; Fungi; Chytridiomycota; Chytridiomycetes; Spizellomycetales; Powellomycetaceae.
AUGGGCACUGUCCACCUCGCCGGCCUCCUCCUCGGCCUCCUCGCCUCGCUCACACUCCUCGCACCACCACCACUCCUCACCCUCCUCCUCGGAAUCCUCACCGGCCUACUCCUAUCAACAACCCAAACAUGGGACACUAUCCGCCUCCUCCUCUCGAAACUGCCCUUGGGAACAUCAUCAGCAACGACGACGGAUGAACACGGUGGAUACGCGUACGGGAUGGAUCACGCGUUACUCAAUCUUCAACCCCCGGCAACGUUUUGGCUGAAUAUGGGGCUUUGGAAGUCGGUGGAUAAAAGCGACUUUGUGGGAGCGUGCCGUGCGCUGGCACAAGUUGUCAUCGACGGACUCGAACUGAAGGAUGGGGACAGAGUCUUCGACUUCGGCUACGGCUGCGGCGACCAACUACUCCUCCUCCUCUCUCAACACCCACACACCAUCGUCACCGGUGUCACCUCCGAAUCAGCCCAAGCGCUCCUCGCCGCCUCCCGCCUCCCGCCCCACACCCCCACCACAGCCCUUUACAUCGGCGACGCCGUCAACCCAUCCUCCUGGCGUAAACCCGCCAACUCAAACAUCCACCACGUGCCCAAGCCCGACCAAACCUACGACGCAAUCCUAUCCCUCGACUCCUGCUACCACUACACCACCCGCCUAAAAUGGCUCCACCUCUGCCACCAAAUGCUCAAACCCAACGGCCGGUUCAGCUGCACGGACCUCCAACUCGGUCCCGGCUACGCUCGCGCCGUCCAAAGCUCCAGAAUAUCAGAUAAGGUCAUGUUGUUGAAACUCCGCGCGGCGUUGUACCUCACCGGCGCACCCUGGGCCAAUUUCCUAACUCCCCCGGCCUACAUCGGUCAAUAUCAUUCAGCGGGGUUUACGGAUGUGGUGGUGGAGGAUAUUUCCGCAAACGUGUUUCCUGGGUUGGGGCGGUUUAUCAAAGCGCAUAGAGAGCGGAUGGGUGGGGUUGUGGGGGAGGGGAAGUGGGGGCAGUAUGAGAUGGCGGGGAGGUUGUUUGGGUGGUUGUGGGAGGAGGGGCUUGUGAGGUUUGUGGUGGUUAGGGCUAGGAGGGGGUAGGGUAGUGUAUGACAUGAUGGCGAGGGUAGGGCCUAGCAUGUAUGAAAUGUAUAUACGUAGUUCUUCUGAUUGUUCAAACGAUGUACAUACAGCGACCGUAAACGAUGGCAUCGCGCGGCGAUUGUUUUUGACAUGAACACACAAAGACGAAAAUUAUAGAGGUAACCUCCCGCCCAUACCUGAAUGAUCUUCUCCUAACCUAAGCACGUUUCCAACCGUGGUGAUACCCUAACCACGCGCGCAAAACCUCACCUCCCUCAUGACCAUUAGAUCCCCUCCUGGUUUCUAACCCCACAGCUCCCUCAAUAACCCCCCUUAUAAC